AUGAGCACCCCACAAACCUACUAUUCCCAGGGCAGCCCAGGUCCCCCAUUUCUGUCCUGUGGUGCUCUCAGGAACCCAGCACUACAACUCCCAGCAAACUAUGAACUUGAUGGCCCAGCCUCUGGGGCAGCCAGCCCUUCAGGUGGCCCUGCUCUCCUACUCUGUCCCCACCACUGUCCCAGCUGUACAAGGAGCAAGAAGCAAGCCAUGCAGGAGACAAUGCCCUCAGGCUACAGCAAGCCGCACCUGGAGAAGCUGACCCUGGCUAUCAACUGCAUCCUAGAAUCUUUCCCAUGUGUGACAGGGGUGACUAUUAAAGAAAAACCACCUGCUGAACAUCACCUGAUUUCUUCAUGGGAACAGAAAAGUAACUAUGUGCUACCUAAGGAUGUGAAGAAUUUUUACCUGAUGACCAAUGGCUUCCACAUGACGUGGAGUGUGAAGCUGCAUGAGCACCCCAUUCCAUUGGGCAGCAUGGUAAUUAACAGCAUCUCAAAACUGACUCAACUCAACCAGUCUUCUGUGUAUUCACUCCCUAAUGCACCAACCGUGGCAGACCUGGAGUUUGAUGCACUUGAAGCCAGUGAGAACCAGCCGAAGAACCCACACAAAGCAUUAUACUGGCAUUUUCUCACAGAUAUCUUUACAUGCUCCUCCAUGCACCUGGGCCUGCUGCAGUGGCAGUAUGCCUUCAUCAGCUAUGGCAUUAGCUCACAGGCCAAGCAAUGGUUUAACACAUAUGAACCCAUCACCUACAACACAAACCUGCUCACAUCAGAUACCAAGUCCUUCAUGAACAAGCUAGAUCUCAGCAAAGUGUUCAAGAGCAAGAACAAGACCUUAAUCUCCCCAAAUAAAGGACCUGUUCAGCCUGCAGGUGGCCAGAAAGGGCCCUCAGGUCCUCCUUCCACCACUAAAUGCUUUCUUACCCCUGGAAACCCUGCCCAGAAAUAA
This is a messenger RNA of Ailuropoda melanoleuca (giant panda), 954 nucleotides long. Its product is annotated as tubulin polyglutamylase complex subunit 2-like. The record is from RefSeq and is a predicted model, not a curated record. Lineage: Eukaryota; Metazoa; Chordata; Mammalia; Carnivora; Ursidae. Gene Ontology annotation, biological process: protein polyglutamylation.